UUCAGGAACAACAAGGCGCCAACUCUUUCAACCACCUCGGUAGCCUGCUAGACAACAUAAAACUGAAAGAUUGAUUCUUUAGACCAUGUUAAUGUACAUGAGCUAAUCUCAGUGUUUUAAACACAGUUCGGUUGACGUAUCUACUGGUGAACUUUAACCUAAUGUGCUUGUUCAAUUUUGCAAACUUUAAAGAUUGAUACUGAGGUUAGCACUAGGCUAGUCGCUAAUGCUAACUAACUAGCUAACAUCCCCAACCAUGAGAUCACUAAACUUCUCCUCCCUUGCUAAAGAAGAGGAGGUCUACUGGACGGAGAAAGAAGCUCUGGGGCUGAACAUUGUCGUGAAAGAAGUAGAAGAGGAUAUUACAGUGAAAGGAGAGGAAGAAGCUUUCAGAAUUAAAAAGGAGGAAGAUGAGGAUGGUAUUACAGUGAAAGAUGAGAAAGAACCUAUUGUAGUGAAAGAGGAAGAGGGGAUAGAGGCUGUCACAGUGGUAGAGGAGGAGGAAGAAGCUUUCAGAAUGGAAGAGGAGGCUAUAUAAAGAACCUUUAGGAGUGGGAGAGGGGAUAGAGGCUGCCAGAGUGAAAGAGGAGGUAGAAGCUUUCAGAAUGAAAAAUGAGGAAGAGGAGGCUGUUAAAGUGAAAGAAGAAGAGGAUGUUGCUGUGAAAAAAUAUAAAGAACCUUUAGGAGUGGGAGAGGGGAUAGAGGCUGCCAGAGUGGAAGAGGAGGUAGAAGCUUUCAGAAUGAAAGAGGAGGAUGUUAUAGGGGAAAGAGAGGAAGAAGAUGCUAUCUCAAUAAAGGUGAAGGAGGAAGUCGUUUUGGGAGUGAAAGAGGAGGAGACAGAAGAUCCGAUUAACACCAGAGAGAGACAUGACUAUGGUGGAUCCUCUGCGGAGCCUCAACAACAUCCUGAUGCUGACGAGGAAGAGAAGAGUCUCUCCAGAUCAGAACACCAGAUGGACAACGCUAGCCCUUCCUCCCUCCCGGAGUCCCCGUGCCGUGCCUCUCCCGGUAGUACCUUACUGCUGGGUAUGAAGAGGUUGUCUGUGCUGUUGGUGGACUGCAGGAAAACAACGGGGCUGAGUGGAACUGUGAGAGGAGGAGAAGAGAAGAAAGGAUCAGAUUUGACACAUCAAAGUAAGUGCUGUAGUUUAGUUUGAACAA
Oncorhynchus tshawytscha (Chinook salmon) is the source of this 1161-nucleotide messenger RNA. RefSeq lists its product as uncharacterized. The transcript is spliced from 3 exons. Bases 606 to 1157 code for a protein of 183 amino acids. NCBI's taxonomy places the organism in Eukaryota, Metazoa, Chordata, Actinopteri, Salmoniformes, Salmonidae. The record is from RefSeq and is a predicted model, not a curated record.